Penaeus indicus is the source of this 610-nucleotide messenger RNA. Its product is annotated as protein BCCIP homolog. The coding region runs from base 29 to 595 and encodes 188 amino acids. The record is from RefSeq and is a predicted model, not a curated record. The transcript is spliced from 3 exons. NCBI's taxonomy places the organism in Eukaryota, Metazoa, Arthropoda, Malacostraca, Decapoda, Penaeidae. Gene Ontology annotation, cellular component: nucleus.
AGUCUGCCGGAGUUGCCAGUCUGCAACCAUGUCUGGGCCGAUGAAGAAACCACGUGCCGUCUUUCCAGAGGAGGAGUAUGUCCCAGAGGAGAGUGAUGAGGAGAUGGAGCAGGACGAGAUGAUCGGGCAAAUGAUUAAUGUGGACUUUGAAGGUUUUCCUGCGAGUGAUUCAGACUUUCAUGGAAUCAAGAGGUUACUCCAGCAGAACUUGAGAGGCCUUGAUGUUGACAUUUCUGGAAUUGCAGAUACAGUUAUAUCACAGAACUAUGUAGGAUCAGUUAUCAAACAAGUUGGAGGUGAAGAUGAUGGUGAGGAUGAGGAGGAAAAUGAAGGAAUGAUUAACGGUGAGGAGGACAAAGACGAAGUGUUUGGUGUAACGUCUGUCAUAAAUCUCACAUCCAGAAAGGUAAGAUUUAGUUACCCAUUGGAUGCAGAUAGCAUGAUUAUAUGUAAUGUCCAUUUAGUUAAUUUUGUUUACACAGCGAUGUCACCACAACUGCUUAGUAACCAAGGACUUGAUUACUUGCCCUACCUAUCUCACCUGUUUACACUUUUCCUUGGUAGGGGUUUAAUAACUGUAUCAUGGUAUCUGUAACUAAUCAUGGUAUCA